This is a messenger RNA of Antechinus flavipes (yellow-footed antechinus), 3095 nucleotides long. RefSeq names its product zinc finger protein OZF-like. The transcript has 2 exons. The coding region runs from base 910 to 2535 and encodes 541 amino acids. Gene Ontology annotation, molecular function: RNA polymerase II cis-regulatory region sequence-specific DNA binding; DNA-binding transcription factor activity, RNA polymerase II-specific. The record is from RefSeq and is a predicted model, not a curated record. Gene Ontology annotation, biological process: regulation of transcription by RNA polymerase II. Lineage: Eukaryota; Metazoa; Chordata; Mammalia; Dasyuromorphia; Dasyuridae.
CUGAUGAGUAGGAAUACAUAGAGCAUAAUUUGACAUGUAUGUGUAUCUGCAUGGUUGCAUAGGUAUACCAUAUAUAUUUCUGUACAAUGGCAGACUUCUCUAGGGUGGGGGCAGGAAAGUGAAGGAAAAACAUUUAUAAUUUUGUUGUUUAUUUGAAAGGAACAGCAAGUUGUAUGCUGCAGAAUUACUGUUUGAUGGUCAAUGAUCUUUUUCAUUUUACUAAAUUUGGAUUUACUUGUUUGUAAAUUAAAGGUAAAACAAAAUAUUAUGUUCUUUUCAUAUAUUCACCUUGCAAGUUAGUUAUACUUGUUUGACAGUAGAGGAAACUGAGGCAAACUGUUUAAUAUACUUACCAAGCGGUGUACAGCUUAUAACUAUCCAAGUCUUCAUUUAAGCUCAGGUACUCCUGCCUCUAUGCCCCUGUGUCCCUCCACUGCCCUAUUGGCUCCACAUAAUUUCUAGAUAAUGGAAACUCAGGAAUGAGUCUGUCCUUCUCUGAAGAAGGGGUUUCAGGACUGAGGUCCCUCUUCAUCUGGCCAAGGCCGCUCAGGCCCAAGAACCCUUUGUACCCAGGUAUGGGGUUAGACGUUUCUGCCACAAUGGAACCCAACAGGAUAAGAGGUGGGGGAAGAGCAUUUGCCUAUUUCUCAGGACACCUUGUACAACAGCAUGAUGGGGCAAACCCUAUCAUGGGUUACUAGCAUUACAAGCACUAGUGGGUGACCAUAGACUCACAUGUUUAAAGGGGAUGAAUCUCUAAAUGGAGCAGUUCUGGAUCCUCACCUCAUUUCUUAAAGAGAACUAAAUUUCAAGCUUCUCUCCUUCGUCCCUAACUGUUUUCCAUGCCCAGGGCUUCCAAUUCCCAGAGAAGAUGUGAUCUCUUAUUUUGAGCAAAGGGAAGUACCCUGGAUGCUGCACCCAGAAGGUCUGAGGAGCUGCCUUCCAGAAAAAGACAUCAGACUUGAAACGAAGGAACAUACUACCGAGCAAAACCUUUCAGUGGUAAAAUCUCUCAAGCCAAGGUUCAUCAGUGAUGGUCCUGCUAACUUCACUUGGCAAGAGAUCUGUGAUGAACCUGAGAAAAUUCACAUUGGAGAAAAAUCUUAUGAAGAUAAGCGAAUUGGAAAGGCUUUCACAGAAAGUGCAGCUCUUACUAGACAUUUACAGAGAAUUUAUACUGGAAAGAAACAUUAUGAAUGUAACCAAUGUGGAAAGGCUUUUACACAAAGGGGACCUCUUACAGCACAUCAGAGAAUCCAUACUGGGGAGAAACCUUAUAAAUGUAACCAGUGUGGGAAGGCUUUUACACAAAUGGGACCUCUUAUAGCACAUCAGAGAACACACACUGGGGAGAAACCUUAUAAAUGUAACCAGUGUGGAAAGGCUUUUACACAAAGGGGAGCUCUUACUGGACAUCAGAGAAUACACACUGGAGAGAACCCUUAUAAAUGUAAUCAAUGUGGAAAGACUUUCAAAUAUAAGCAUAGUCUUCCUGUUCAUCAGAGAAUCCACAAUGAAGACAAACCUUAUAAAUGUAAUGAGUGUGGAAAGGCAUUUAGACAAAAGGGAGCUCUUAAUGUACAUCAGAGAAUCCACAUUAGGGAGAAGCCUUAUAAAUGUAACCAAUGUGGAAAGGCUUUUACAAAUCAGAGAGCUCUUACUGUACACCAGAGGAUCCACACCGGGGAGAAACCUUAUAAAUGUAACCAGUGUGCAAAGACUUUUAGGAAAAAAGAUAUUCUUAUUGUACAUCAGAGAAUCCACACUGAAGAAAAACCAUAUGUAUGUAACCAGUGUGGAAAGGUUUUUAGACAAAGGGGUGCUCUUACUGUGCAUCAGAGAAUCCAUACUGGGGAGAAACCUUAUGAAUGUAACCAGUGUGGAAAGACUUUUACACAAAGGGGAACUCUUACAGGACAUCAGAGAAUCCACACUGGAGAGAACCACUUUGAGUGUAAUCAAUGUGGAAAGACUUUUGCACAAAAGGGAACUCUCACUGCCCAUCAGAGAAUCCACACUGGAGAGAAACCUUAUGAAUGUAACCAGUGUGGAAAGGCUUUUAGAGAAAAGAGAAUUCUUAUUGGACAUCAGAGAAUCCACACUGGAGAGAACCCCUUUGAAUGUAAUCAAUGUGGAAAGACUUUUGCACAAAAGGGAACUCUUACUGUACAUCAGAGAAUCCACACUGGAGAGAAACCUUAUGAAUGUAACCAGUGUGGAAAGGCUUUUAGAGAAAAGAAAUUUCUUAUUGGACAUCAGAUAAUCCACAAUGGAGAGAACCCUUAUGAAUGUAAUCAAGGUGGAAAGACUUUCAAAUAUAAGCAGAGUCUCCCUGUACACCAGAGAAUUCACACUGAAGAGAAACCUUUUGAAUGUAACCAGUGUGGAAAGGCUUUUAGAAAACAGGAAGCUCUCACUGUACAUCAGAGGAUCCACACUGGAGACAAACCUUAUGAAUAUAACCAGUGUGGAAAGACUGUAUAUACAAAUCUGAUUGGUUUUUACCAGUUCUGUGAUGAAAUACAAAGACAUUAAAAUAAGGAAGAAAAUGAAUAAGGGACAGAAUACUGGGAGAAGAUGAUGUGGCUGAUACCUUCCAUUCUUAAUCUUGUCUUACUGUAACCCUGUAGGGAGAGUGAGAAAAGGAAAGGAAAAGUUGCCUUGGGAUAGCAUACAGCUUCUUGAGCACAUUGGAGCCUUCCUUUUCAUCUGGUCAUCUAUCUGAAAGACCUCCUGAUGAAAUGGGAAGAUCCCUACUUUUGGAGUAAGAGGACAUGGGCUAAAAUUCUGGUUCUGUGGGUAAACUAAUUUAACUUUAACGCUAUAUUCAGGUUAGGGUUCAGAUCUCUUCCAGCUCUAAAUCCUUUGAGAGGAUCAAGAGGAGCUUGAAAAUGAACCCUACCCUUCAAUGCCACAUUCCUGGGUCCUCAGGUUCAGAUUAAGAAUAAUAAUUCAGGUGACAUCACUAAGCUUUCUUGGUGUGAUUGGCAAUUUGGAGAUUCAGCAAGAUAUGGGAAAUUCUCAAGCUAGAGCUUUGUUUAAUGAAGAAACUUGUACAUCAUUCCUAAAUAAAUAAAUCUGUGCAGCUCAUGAAA